CACUGACUCUACUGUCUUACCCAAUUGAAAAAGACCCAGGGACUUUAAUACCUCUCCAGUCUCCGUAGAAAACACUAGUUGGGAACACGAUUCCACUUUGUUCUGAAAGUGAAACAUCUUAACCACACCAACGCUUAAUUGAAAGGUGUUUUGCCGUUAUCGCCACACAGUCACACUGUGAAAUAAGGUAAACAAUUUUAUUCGCAACUCAGAAAUCGGGUGAUAAUAUCAGUUUGAACUAGUCUGGAGUACUUGGCGGGCAGUGAUAAGUCACAUCAGCCAAGGCCCGCCCCUAAGGGCAACAAUGGAAGAACGCAAGCUGCUCCGCGCGGUGAAAUCAACUAAUCCACUGGUCUACCUGGACAUUUCCAUUGGCAAGGAGGAUGCGGGUCGAAUGAUAAUUGAACUGCGCAAGGAUGUUGUGCCGAAGACAGCGGAAAAUUUCCGUGCCCUGUGCACGGGCGAAUGUGGUAUCGGUACUCUGGGCAAACCGCUCCACUACAAGGGCACAAAGUUCCACAAGAUCAAGCGAGUCUUCGUCGUCCAGAGUGGGGAUGUGGUGAAGAACGAUGGAAGCAGCGGCGAGAGCAUCUACGGACCAGUUUUCGAUGACGAGAACUUCGAACUCUCACACAACGAAGAGGGCGUGGUCAGCAUGGCCAACUACGGCAAGCCAAACUCCAACAACUCGCAGUUUUUCAUUUCCGCCGCGGGCUGUGAAAAUCUGAAUGGAACAAACGUAGUCGUAGGUCGUGUUUUACGCGGCCUGGGUAUCGUAGCUGAAAUGGAACAAAACUGCACUGACGAGGGCGAUCCCACGGCGCCGAUCGUGAUACGGGACUGCGGAGAGAUAGCUCACAACGAGGACUGGGGCAUCGAGUGCAACGACGAGACGACGGACAAGUUGCCUGCCUAUCCCCAAGACUGGCCGCGCAAGCUCGACAAGUUCACAGGAGAUGGGGCGGUGGAACUUCUCACGGGCAUUCGCCAAUCGGGCAAUCACUUCUAUCAGCUUGGACGCUAUCACGAAGCACGGGCAAAAUAUCGCAAGGCGAAUCGAUACUAUCAUUACCUGAGCAGACAGUUCGGUUGGCAGCAGCUGAAUCCUCUCAAAAAACACCUUGUAGAUGAGGAUCUGCUCAAGGUCGACGGCUUCUCCGUGGUAAACAACAUUAAUGCAGCCGCUGUGGACCUAAAAGUUGGCAACUAUACGAGCGCUAGAGAAGUUUGCAACGAAGCCAUUCGUCUAGAUCCGAAAUGUAGCAAGGCUUUCUAUCGACGCGCCCAGGCGCAGCGCGGAUUGCGCAACUACGAGGAGGCCAUAAACGAUCUGAAAACGGCUCACAAUCUCCUGCCGGAGAAUAAACAGAUCCUAAAUGAACUGAACAGCACCAAGCAGCUCCUGGCCCAGUACAACCGACAACAACGAAAUGCCCUUAAAAAUCUUUUUGCCUAGCUGGCAGCCAGUCACCAUUUUCAUGGCUUUUUUAAAUGUAAAUACUUAUUAAUAAAUAAAUGUUGGAUUUACCAAGUCAGUGGUUUACCACAAGAAGGU
Molecule: messenger RNA, 1555 nt
Organism: Drosophila melanogaster (fruit fly)
Lineage: Eukaryota; Metazoa; Arthropoda; Insecta; Diptera; Drosophilidae
Gene: Cyp40
Product: cyclophilin 40
Exons: 5
Coding region: 305-1456 (383 amino acids)
Molecular function (GO): peptidyl-prolyl cis-trans isomerase activity; isomerase activity
Source: RefSeq, marked reviewed